AUGACGCACGCUCAGGCUGCCGACCUCAUCGUGACCAACGCCGUCGUGCGGACGAUGGACUCGGCCAAGCCGUCCGCGGAGGCCUUUGCCAUCGCGGGCGGCAAGCUGCUGGUUGUGGGCUCGGCUUCCGACGUCGCAGCGUACAGAGGAGCCAGCACUCGCAUUGUCGACCUCGACGGCCAGGCUGUCAUGCCGGGCCUAAUGGACGUACAUAACCACCAUGGCAUCGCUGGCUUGCACAACGUCUUCGAGCUCACGUUCCCCGACACUGCUGGUGUCGAUGAGAUCUGCGCCGCGGUCAAGGGAUACAUUGCCGAGCAUCCCGAUGCCGAAUGGGUGUACGGUAGUAUCUGGGGUUCGCAGCUUCUUGGCGAGCUGAGCACGUCUGAGCCGCUCAAGAAACUCGACGCCGUCAGCGGGGGCAAGAAAGUCCUCCUCACAGACGAUAGUCACCAUAACCGCUUCGCCAACACUGCCGCCAUGCGAGCCGCCGGUAUCCAAGACGACACGCCCAACCCACCGGGAGGAGGCGUGAUUGUGCGCGACCAAGACGGGCGCCCAACAGGCCUUCUGUUUGAGGGUGCCGGCGUCAUGGUCGCAAAGACAGCAGCCAAGGCCGACCCCAUGACCACAGACAAGGCUGCCGCAUGCUCUGCCGACGCAAUCAAGACAAUGCACGCUGUCGGUGUCACUGCGUUCCUUGACGCUGGAGCUACGCUGCACACGUUGAACGGGCUCAAGGAACUAGACGACCGAGGCGAGCUCAAGAUCUGGGCAAGCAGCUGCAUGCUCAUCAACGACCAUGUGUUUGGUGCCGAGCAACUUGGUAACGAGCUCUUCCCGCACCGCGAGACGACACGUUCGUCACACCACCGCCCCGACUUUGCCAAGAUCUUCCUCGACGGUGUACCGAUGAGCUACACUGGCGCGUUCCUCCAGCCAUACCUCCCGUCCGAGACCCACGGGUGCGCUCACAAGGGUCACACAACGAUGCCCUACGACGAGCUCGAGCAUUGGCUCCUCCACUGCGCUGACAAAGGCAUCAACGUAAAGGUACACUGCUGCGGUGAUGCCGCUGUGCGCUUUGUGCUCGACGCUGUGGCCAAGGUUCGCGCGCAAGGCUACAAGGAUACGCUGUUCCACGUUGCACAUGGGCAGUUUGUCAACCCCGACGAUAUCAAGCGGUUCCGUGAGCUCGGUGUCGUGGCAGACAUCUCGCCCGCGCUGUGGUACCCCAGCAUCAUCGUUGAGGCAAUGGAGGCAGUACGUCCCAAGGAGGAAAUAGAGAGGAUGGCGCCCAACCGCUCCCUCGCAGAGUCGGGCGCCAUCAUUUCCGGUGGAUCCGACUGGCCCGUCAUGCCAGACCCAAACCCUUGGAUCGGUAUCGCGGGGCUCAUCACCCGCGCCGACCCCUUGGGCCAACAUCCCGGACAGCUCGCCCCGGAUGAGGCCAUCACCGUCCAGCAGGCUCUUGAAGCGUACACCAUCAACACUGCGCGCGCGCUCGGCAUCGAGUCAUUCUCAGGGUCCCUGACUGUUGGUAAGAGCGCCGACUUUGUUGUUCUCGACCGCGACCCGUACGGCGUGGCCCCUGACAAGCUCGCGUCGACCGUGGUCAAGGAGACGUGGUUCGAGGGUGAAAAGGUGUACUCCAAGGCAUAG
Cutaneotrichosporon cavernicola is the source of this 1662-nucleotide messenger RNA. RefSeq lists its product as uncharacterized. Lineage: Eukaryota; Fungi; Basidiomycota; Tremellomycetes; Trichosporonales; Trichosporonaceae. Gene Ontology annotation, molecular function: hydrolase activity, acting on carbon-nitrogen (but not peptide) bonds. The record is from RefSeq and is a predicted model, not a curated record. The coding region runs from base 1 to 1662 and encodes 553 amino acids. The transcript has a single exon.